Blastomyces gilchristii SLH14081 is the source of this 3997-nucleotide messenger RNA. RefSeq lists its product as uncharacterized. The coding region runs from base 1518 to 3026 and encodes 502 amino acids. The record is from RefSeq and is a predicted model, not a curated record. Lineage: Eukaryota; Fungi; Ascomycota; Eurotiomycetes; Onygenales; Ajellomycetaceae. The transcript has 4 exons.
CAUGACUUUCAUUGGUUAAGAUGCUACUGACCAUCAUCAUCGGCCUCACACCCGGGUGUAAUUAAUCCGUAGUUAUUAUGUCAGUGAUACAAAACACAGGGAAGAGAUCCCAACACAAUAAUAACGCCAUUUCCCCAGAUUAUUUGCCCCUUUGAUGCUUGGAUUAGACAUAGAACUAAGGUAGCCAUGUUUCUUUUCCUGCAUGUUAUCGUUAUUAUCCCCCGUGAGAGUCCUUUGCCAUCGUCCGGCGUUCUCUUAUUACAGUAUUGAUUGAUUGAUGAUUGAUGAUUGACUCGUCCCGUAUUGUUUAUUAUUAUUGUUGCUUGCUCGCCCGCUGCCACCAGGCCACAUGACCCGCCAACUAAUAAAUACCUACAUAAAUAAAUACAUCACUACAUAGCUCACUAGCUGCUAGCUUGGGCCGUAUUAUUAUUAUUGAUUUCGAUCUCGACUCCUCGACUCUUCCGCCCGCCCUCACCUCACCUUGUCUUCAUCUUCUUUCAUCUUCUCCCCCCCCCCCAGGCUAAUAUUCGCCAUUCCCGCUCGCUCUCUACCGCUAACUACUUUGCCACUUGAUGGUCUGAUCUGAUCUGGCGCUCUUUGUUUCAGCUUACCGCUCAUUCAUCUCUGAUCUCCGCUAGGUUCCAAGGUCGUUCGUUGCUGGGGUCGGUCCUCCCGGCUCCGCUCAGUGAAAGUGUGCUCGCCAGGAGAUCGAAGCUCACCGACAACUGCGAUAAAAAAAAAAAAAAAAAUAAUAAUAAUAAUAAACAAAUCACAUUGUCUCUUCAUCUUCCAUAACUCCAACAACAAACACGCAUGUCUUUUUUGUUCCUUUGUCUAACCUUUUAGCUAGGUCUCUCUCUCUCUCUGUCCUCUCUCUCUCUCUCUGUCUCUAUCCCAUCUCUCUAUCUCAUAAGUCCCUGCAAAAGGCGCCCCUUCCACGCGGUCACCUGGACAGGCUCACGUGAAGCCAAUCGGAUUCCCUACCUAUUUAUCCCCAAACACCUCCUACGCCGAGCUGUUUCUCUGUCCACUCCAACUCCCUUUGAUUUUUCCUCCUCUCCUCGCCCCUGUGUGACCGGAUGUGACCGUAUGCUGCCUGUUCCCACGUCUGUGUCGUCCACGCCUUACAGAUUGGACCGUUGCAUGUGCCCGGCUGUGGAAUGCUUUGCCUCCAUCGCCUAGUGCCCUUGCUGAACCAUGAGGCUCAGCUGACCAGUGGCGAUUAUCCCGCUCUCCCCGUCUGUUGUUGAGAUUUUCUGUUUUAUUUUAUUUUAUUUUACUUUACUUUAUUUUAUUUCUUCCUCUUUGCUCACUUAACUUUUCUUUCUUUCUUUUUUCUUCUUCUUCCUUUACUUACUGCUCUCUUUUCCGUGUUUGUGUGCUGUGACGGCUCGUUUUAUUUUGCCUAUUCCUCUUUCGAUGAAGAGAGUUCAGCUCCAAGGCUGUCAAUCCGAAAAGAAGUGGAUUUUGCGAAUCUGUUUUGGCGGGUUUUGUCUUCUUAGUGGCUAGUUACAAUGACAGAAGCUUUGCCUAAAGGCAUCGUCUUACACUCCGAGCGCAUUAGUUCCGAAAUCGAGAGCUUUGGCGGUGUGGAUGCUGAGGAUCUUGCAAAACUAUGGCGAGUCUACACCACAAACAGGUCUACGAUGAAAGCAGAUGAAGGAAGGCGAUUGGAAAAUCUAUUCUGGAGAAUAUGGAGCAACAAUGUCAUUCUACGUACUAUACAAGGUACUACAUUAGCCGGCCUCUUCCUCCAUAUUUCUGAAGGAGAGAGCAUCACCAGAAUGGGUCCAGGCGGGUUAAGAGAAAUCUCACCCUCGAUACCGCGGAUCCAAUCAAGACGGCGCGCGGUUCCAUCUACUUCGAGCGCCCAGCCGCAGAAGCUCCCAACGGGAACUAGUUGCAAAAGUACUCCAAAUGUAUCCCGAAAACCUUCGGUAAAUGCAACUCGGGCGCCAUUACUACCUUCUAUCUUAAAGAAGCCGCGACAGGCUUCCAACGAUGCCCAGAGGCUUCCCGGAGUUUCUACGGCCGGUGCCACUGAUCGUUUCACGGGAAGCAAUACAUCUCUGUCCAUAUCACCGACUGCGGUUUUCGAAGACCCUCUGGGAGAAUCCGUGUCGGAGAAGCCACGAAGGAAAAAGGCGACUUUUGCAUCAAAUAUAACUUCUAUGGAACCGGAGCCGGUGCCAAUGCGGAAAAAUAUCUCUCAGCCACCUUUGGAUCCCCCACCUACAAGACAUUCGCCUACCCCCGCAUCCUCCGGGGAAACCAGAGCUUCACCCGACCUGUAUGGCCCAUCAGCACCUAGACGGCAGAUAUAUCCCAUACCCAACGAAUCCGCAAUCUCCAUAAGCCCCACCCCUACCCCCAACUCAAGGCCAUACCCCUGGCUAGGCCCAGCAAUGCAACGACCAGGCCCAACCUCAAACCCCACGUCACAUCCUGCUGCUGCUAUAGCAGCCAACCCUAUCCACGAGCAGCAUGCGCAACAACAGAAGCGGAGCAAUAGCUCCCCGACCUCGCAACCGACGCAACCAUCCAAAGUCUCCCUCGUAGAAAAGGAUUUCCGUUCCCGAUUUGUUGAAAAACGGCUACAGGAGUCGCGCAACCCGUCGUUCACUAACCUAGGCAGCUCAUUGCUAACACAAGCCGAUAUCAAGGCAAGCGCUACAACCGUCGUCUCGGGAAACCCGGACACCGUGCGCUCUCGGAAGCUUCAAUCAUCAGGCGACGUAGGGCCGGUUAUGGGUGUCCAAGCGGUUAGAGGCCGGGGAAAGGUUAAGGAAGGAAGAGGAGGCCAUUCCUCCGCACAGAAGCAACAUCCGUUCCGGAACAAUGGUGCCGGUACCAAAGCAGUCGUGGUUGAUUAUGUCCAGAAAGAGGACGACGAGGACGGGGAGUGGGAGGAUAUCGACAGCGAUGAUGACCCCGCGAAUUCAAUUUCGCCAUCCACAUCACAGGCGCAGCCGCCGCAUCAGCACGGCGUGCCUGCAUCCAGCAGACCAUCGCUGGGUCAGUAGCAGAGUCAGUUAAGCGAGAUGAUCGAGCGGGAGAGGAAGUUGAGUGCGACGAUGCAGAAACAGGGGAAACGAGUGUGAAAUACCGGCGGGGUGAAGGGGGUAAUUGGGGGUGCGCAGCGGCGACGAAUGAAAAAGUCAUCCAUACCUACCUCCCCCCCCCUCCCUCCCUCCCCCUCUCCUCAAGUUUCGAAUAAAAAUGAAAACAACCCCUCGCCUUCGACCCCGAGAGAAAAAUAUGCGGAUUAGACACAACCAAACCUCGCAGCCGGCCAGGAUUCCAAUCAUUCCAGCUCGCCUAUCUAUCUAUCUAGCUAGCCGGCCUCGACGCACGCCACCGAUAAACCCCUGAACGCAGCAAAGGAGGGGAAAAAAAAAAAAGGCAACCUCCAAUCGAAGCAAGCAGGGGAUGAUGCAGAUCAGAUCUAUCUGCCCCUCAAUCCCUGAUAUCUUCGCUCAGCUUACUUACUUACUAGGGAGGGAGGGAGGGAACCUGGGCACUGCGUAGAUGACCUAUUCCUUACAAUUUUCAUCAUAAUCAUAUAAUUAGCGUAUAUAUAUAUAUAUAUAUAUAUAAUAUACCCUACUCAAUCUCUUCACCAAACUGGAAAGACAAAAAAAAAAAAAAAAAAAAAAAAAAAGAAAAAAAGAGCUUUUCAUAGAACGAGAUUAUAAUAUAAUAACAUAAUUAUAAAAGAGCGCCUGACCUCCGUCGAUUCCAUUCUACCCGUCCCUACCUACUACUUCAGUCCUCCUAGGCAUUUUACUCUAACCGUUCCUGUCGUUUCCUUGCACUGGCUUGCUAGCUGGAUGGCUGGCUGGUUGUGUGGUGGUGUGGCGGCUUAAAUACGGGGAGAUAGCAGCAGCCUGAGCCCUUCCUUCCUCCAGCUUCAUCCCUACUAUAUUAUAUUAUUUAAACACGAUAGAAAUACCAUAGAAUUUGUGCAUGGCAGGUGAUGAAAAUACCCCAUUAU